Molecule: messenger RNA, 858 nt
Organism: Harmonia axyridis
Lineage: Eukaryota; Metazoa; Arthropoda; Insecta; Coleoptera; Coccinellidae
Product: cytidine deaminase-like
Exons: 2
Coding region: 277-735 (152 amino acids)
Cellular component (GO): cytosol
Molecular function (GO): zinc ion binding; cytidine deaminase activity
Source: RefSeq, a predicted model, not a curated record
GUCAAUAUUUCGAAAUUUCCAACUUUUAAUUCAAAUGUAAACACAAAUAUCAUAUUUUGUUAGCAAACCUUUUCAAAUUAUCUAAGUUUUUUUCCUUUUUAUCAUAAUAAUAUCUUAUUUAACAUUAUGAAUGGAGAUAACGGUAUUUAUCAAAUAUUGGAUAGGAUUAAAAUGUAUUUAACUAUUUUCCAUUUCAAGUCCAAGGUAACUACAUGAGAUAUCUCGAAAGAGAAUUGCUCACUAAUCCGUAUACGGUUAAAUUUAUUUCCAUUUCUAAUGGCUGCCAAUAACGACCAUAGGAUCUGCAGAAUCCAAAAAUUGGGAAAUUUAGGGAGCGACAUUCAAAAUCUGCUGAGAGAAGCUGUGGAAGCGAGGUUAUCAUCAUACUCACCUUACAGUAAGUUUCAAGUUGGAGCAGCUGUCUUAGCAGAAGAUGGAACCGUAUACAGAGGAUGUAACAUAGAAAAUGCAUCAUUUCCUAUUGGAAUAUGUGCAGAGAAAACUGCAUUUGGAGCUGCAAUUUGUUCAGGAAGAAAGAAAUUCAAAGCUGUGGCAGUAAUAGCAAGCCAAGAAAAAGGAUAUACAACACCUUGCGGAGGCUGUCGACAAUUCAUGAGUGAAUUUGGAGAGGUGGACGUGUACAUUUCGAAACCUGAAUUGAAUGAUGUUCUAGUCACUACUCUGGGAAAUAUUUUACCUCUGAAGUUUGAGGUUUGUGAAGAUUAUUCUUUUUGAUGUUGAUAUAAUAAUUAUUACAAUGUCAUUAUGACUUGUUAGUUAAGUAUAUGAAUGGACAUUAUUUAUUAUAAUGGAUUUAAGUAGUGAAAUAUUCAUGAAUCAAUAUACCAUAUUGCUAUU